AUGUAUGUUAAAGGUGUGCCGAACCCUGCAUCUUCCAGUACCAACCCUGAAUCUUCCAGUACCGGCCCUGAAUGUUCCAGUACCGGCAAUGACUCUUCCAGUACCAACCCUGAAUCUUCCAGUACCGGCAAUGACUCUUCCAGUACCGGCCCUGAAUCUUCCAGUACCGGCAAUGGCUCUUACAGUACCAACUCUGAAUCUUCCAGUAUCAACCCUGAAUCUUCCAGUACCAACCCUGAAUCAUCCAGUACCGGCCCUGAAUCUUCCAGUACCGGCAAUGACUCUUCCAGUACCGGCCCUGAAUCAUCCAGUACCGGCAAUGACUCUUCCAGUACCGGCCCUGAAUCUUCCAGUACCGGCAAUGACUCUUCCAGUACCAACCCUGAAUCUUCCAGUGCCAACCCUGAAUGUUCCAAUUCACAUUCCAUCACAGUUCGUGACCAAGAAAAGUCGAUCCAUCACCUGAGCCAGGAUUAUCCAUCACGGCACCAGAGUGGCUCCAUCACCCUCAACCCUCACCAUCCACGUCACCAGAGUGGCUCCAUCACCCUCACCAUCCACGUCACCAGAGUGGCUCCAUCACCCUCACCAUCCACGUCACCAGAGUGGCUCCAUCACCCUCACCAUCCACGUCACCAGAGUGGCUCCAUCACCCUCAACCAUCACCAUCCACGGCACCAGAGUGGCUCUAUCACCCUCACCAUCCACGUCACCAGAGUGGCUCCAUCACCCUCAACCCUCACCAUCCACGUCACCAGAGUGGCUCCAUCACCCUCAACCCUCACCAUCCACGGCACCAGAGUGGGUCCAUCACCCCCAACACUCACCAUCCACGGCACCAGAGUGGGUCCAUCACCCCCAACACUCACCAUCCACGGCACCAGAGUGGGUCCAUCACCCCCAACACUCACCAUCCACCUCACCAGAGUGGCUGUAUCACCCUCACCAUCCACGUCACCAGAGUGGCUCCAUCACCCUCAACCCUCACCAUCCACGGCACCAGAGUGGCUCUAUCACCCUCAACCAUCACCAUCCACGGCACCAGAGUGGCUCCAUCACCCUCAACACUCACCAUCCACGUCACCAGAGUGGGACCAUCACCCUCAACACUCACCAUCCACGGCACCAGAGUGGCUCCAUCACCCUCAACACUCACCAUCCACGGCACCAGAGUGGGUCCAUCACCCCCAACACUCACCAUCCACCUCACCAGAGUGGCUCUAUCACCCUCACCAUCCACGUCACCAGAGUGGGACCAUCACCCUCAACACUCACCAUCCACGUCACCAGAGUGGGACCAUCACCCUCAACACUCACCAUCCACGUCACCAGAGUGGGACCAUCACCCUCAACACUCACCAUCCACGUCACCAGAGUGACUCCAUCACCCUCAACACUCACCAUCCACGUCACCAGAGUGGGACCAUCACCCCCAACACUCACCAUCCACGUCACCAGAGUGGGACCAUCACCCUCAACACUCACCAUCCACGGCACCAGAGUGGCUCCAUCACCCUCAACACUCACCAUCCACGUCACCAGAGUGGGACCAUCACCCUCAACACUCACCAUCCACGGCACCAGAGUGGCUCCAUCACCCUCAACACUCACCAUCCACGUCACCAGAGUGGGACCAUCACCCCCAACACUCACCAUCCACGGCACCAGAGUGGCUCCAUCACCCUCAACACUCACCAUCCACGUCACCAGAGUGGGACCAUCACCCUCAACACUCACCAUCCACGUCACCAGAGUGGGACCAUCACCCUCAACACUCACCAUCCACGUCACCAGAGUGGGACCAUCACCCUCAACACUCACCAUCCACGUCACCAGAGUGGGACCAUCACCCCCAACACUCACCAUCCACGUCACCAGAGUGGGACCAUCACCCUCAACACUCACCAUCCACGGCACCAGAGUGGGACCAUCACCCUCAACACUCACCAUCCACGGCACCAGAGUGGGACCAUCACCCUCAACACUCACCAUCCACGGCACCAGAGUGGCUCCAUCACCCUCAACACUCACCAUCCACGUCACCAGAGUGGGACCAUCACCCUCAACACUCACCAUCCACGUCACCAGAGUGGGACCAUCACCCUCAACACUCACCAUCCACGUCACCAGAGUGGGACCAUCACCCCCAACACUCACCAUCCACGUCACCAGAGUGGGACCAUCACCCCAACACUCACCAUCCACGUCACCAGAGUGGGACCAUCACCCUCAACACUCACCAUCCACGGCACCAGAGUGGGACCAUCACCCUCAACACUCACCAUCCACGGCACCAGAGUGGCUCCAUCACCCUCAACACUCACCAUCCACGUCACCAGAGUGGGACCAUCACCCUCAACACUCACCAUCCACGUCACCAGAAAGUUGAUCACCUUUGCAGAGGUUGAUGGUGCCUGCACCAAGCCAGAGGUCAAUAACCUCGUGCAGGGCAAUGGUCACUACUCUGUGUGGGUAUUCAGCACUUGUAAAAGUGCUGUAACCAAGGCUGUGUGUGUGCCUGUAAGCUGCUUGUAUGACUAG
Procambarus clarkii (red swamp crayfish) is the source of this 2541-nucleotide messenger RNA. Lineage: Eukaryota; Metazoa; Arthropoda; Malacostraca; Decapoda; Cambaridae. The record is from RefSeq and is a predicted model, not a curated record.